This is a messenger RNA of Mobula hypostoma (lesser devil ray), 1939 nucleotides long. RefSeq names its product UDP-Gal:betaGlcNAc beta 1,3-galactosyltransferase, polypeptide 4 (gene b3galt4). The transcript has a single exon. The record is from RefSeq and is a predicted model, not a curated record. NCBI's taxonomy places the organism in Eukaryota, Metazoa, Chordata, Chondrichthyes, Myliobatiformes, Myliobatidae. Gene Ontology annotation, cellular component: Golgi membrane. Gene Ontology annotation, molecular function: N-acetyl-beta-D-glucosaminide beta-(1,3)-galactosyltransferase activity. The coding region runs from base 139 to 1257 and encodes 372 amino acids.
CAGCGAUCCAGUGGGUCUCCGGUGAUCCAGUGAGACUCCGGUGAUCCAGUGGGUCUCCGGUGAUCCAGUGCGACUCCGGUGAUCCAGUGGGUUUCCAGACUUUGUGGUUCUCCGGCCGGGGAGCCCAGUGACCCAGCGAUGCGGUGCCCGCUCGGCCGGCGCCGGCUGCCCCCGGCCGUGGCGCUGGUGCUGCUGGCCCUGGUCACCCUGCUGCUGCUGCUGGGGCGGAUCGAGGAGUGGGUGCUGAGCGGGGACGGGGCCGGGUUCGGGGAGACAGGCGGCCCCGGGCUGCCGCGGCGGCCCGCGCCCGGUGCUGGGUGGGCUCCCGGCCCCCUCCGGCUGCCCAACCCGGGCGCCUGCAGCGGCCCCCGCCCGGUCUUCCUGGUGACCCUGGUGACCAGCAGCCCCGGCCACCGGCGCCAGCGGCAGGCCAUCCGGGCCAGCUGGGGCUCGCUGGGCGAGGUGGCGGGCCGGCGGGUGCGCACCCUGUUCGCCCUGGGCCUGCCCGCCACCGCACGGGAGGCGCGGCUGCUGGAGGCCGAGGCCCAGCGGCACGGCGACUUGGUGCAGGGCCUCUUCGCCGACACCUACCUCAACCUGACGCUCAAGACGCUGAUGGUGCUGGGCUGGGCGCGGGAGCACUGCCCGGAGGCUCGCUUCCUGCUCAAAGCGGACGACGACGUCUUCGUCAACGUGCGGGCGCUGGUGACCCACCUGGCGGCCCUGAGCCCGCCCGAGCCCGGGCCCGAGCCGGGUGGGCCCCCGCGGCCCCACAGCCCGGCCGAGCCUGACCUCUACCUGGGCCGCGUCCACGCCGGCGUGCGGGUGGAGCGGGACCCCGUCAGCCCCUACUACGUGCCCGAGGCCACCUACUCGGCGCCCGUCUACCCCCACUACUGCAGCGGCACGGCCUACGUGCUUUCGCGCGGCGCUGCCGCCAAGGUGCUGGCCGCCGCCCACCGCCUGCCCCUCAUCCGGGUGGAGGACGCUUUCGUCGGCAUGUGUGCCCGGGCGGCCGGGCUCCGGCCCACGCCCUCGGCCCGCAUGGCGGGCUCGCAGCGCCUGUACCCGCACCGCUGCUGCCUCCGCCGUGCCUUUUCCUCGCACCACGUCGGCCCGGCCGAGCUGCCCGCCCUCUGGGUGCAGGUGGAAGAGGGCGGUGACUGCGGAGCCCUGCAGGGCCUGGCCGCCCUGCUCAUCUGCAACUCAGUCAGCUUCCUGCAGCAACUCCAGUACUGCUGGGCCGGUGCCAGGUAGUGCCAGGGGUCUGGUGCCCAGCGCCUCGUAGUGCCAGGGGUCUGGUGCCCAGCGCCUCGUAGUGCCAGGGGUCUGGUGCCCAGCGCCUCGUAGUGCCAGGGAUCUGGUGCCCAGUGCCUCGUAGUGCCAGGGGUCUGGUGCCCAUUGCCUCGUAGUGCCAGGGGUCUGGUGCCCAGCGCCUUGUGGUGCCAGGGAUCCAGGGACUGACUCCACGUAGUACUGGUGUUUCCUGGAAUACGGGGACCAUCUCCACGUGGGGCUGGUGUUUCCAGGGACUGGAGCCAAUUGGUGCCGGGGAUCUGGGCCCAGUGCCAAAUCGUGCUGAGGACCGGGAGCUGGCUGCGGGUAGUGCCGGGGAUUUGGGGACCGGUGCCUGGUUGCGCAGGGAAUCCCGCGACUGGUGCUGUGCAUCUGAAGCUCCCUGAGCAGUGGUUGUGGGGCUGAGGAACAGGUCUGGGACAGGCGAGUGGGUCUGGAACAUUCCUACCAGUGCUGAUCCGGUUUGGUACGGGCCAGGGCCAGUGGAUAGGAGAACGAAAGCCGGCAGCUCUCUGUUGCAGUGGGCUUCAUCCGGGACGUGGAGUUGCUGUGCGCUGGGAGCUGAGAUGGGGGUGUGUGGGCGGUGCUAACAGAAGAUUGGGACUGUUGUUCUGGAUGCCUCGGGCACUGAUAAACCUGACCA